GCACGCGACUGGAUCCAAUCGGAUGUUUGUGUUUGUGAUUCAAUUUUAGUACAUAUCUGACUCCAAAUGCACCCAAUUGGAACCCAUUUAGCGUCAAACUGGAUGCUGAUUCUUCAUUGAACCGAUGCCCAUAUUCCAGGUUACACUCAAAUUUCCUUGCCCGUUGGAACUCUGUUCGGGAACUACAUUAGCAUAACGCACCAGUUUUGAAUAUUGUAUCGCUCGUUUUCACUUCCCCCAAUGCUCUCCCUGCCGAGGUCUCCUGUUUCGGCGUAUGACGAGUGCCGUUCUCCAUCUCUCAGGAGCAUUUAUUCGAGUUUAGCUAUAUCUCCGACAACUAUGUACGAAAGAAGACACUGUUUGCUCAAGAAAGCUCCUUCUAUCUUCAACCUUAGUCGAAAAAUUUCCAAGGUGAAGCGAUCUGGCUGGACCCUUUUGUUUGCAAUUGCGGCCAUCGCCUUGUGCUUCCAGUCGCAUUGGACUGAGCUAUGGUUUGGAGCCAGGGCUCAGGACAGUAUCUCGGCCAAGGACCUCGAAGAUCUUGGAACGGUCUCCCCUGGGGUCAAGAGUUUUGUCUCGCGGUCAUUUUUCCCCUCCAGUAUGGUUGAAUACCUUAUCCCCCGCAGAGACUUGCAAGUCUACAGUUCCACUGCUUACUAUCAGCAUUUUAGCAUGGACUACGACCCUCGCUUAGCUCCAAGCUUGUGGUUGAACGUCUUUGGCCAUUCUUACAGUGGCAAAAUCAAUCCCCGCUUCAAGCUCCCCUUCAGUUGGUCGUCAUGGGUCGAUUUUGACUCGGGAAUCGAAAGCGCUGUCAACCAGGUAGAGCACAAACUCACCUGUGGCGCCUUCAAACGGCUAUACAAGAUUGACCACGAGCUAACCCGGUGCGAAGACAAGCGUGGAAAGAAGAUGGCCAAGUUUGUGGGAUACCAAACCGAAAGUCUAUCGGGGGAGGCCAGACGUUAUAUCGGGAGCUCCUACAUGAAGUUUUCUGCCCCUCCCCCUGAGAGAGUCAUGUUUUUGGGAGUUAUUCUCGAGGGAGCACUCAUAAUACCGGUGGAUAAGACAAGGAGCCCUUCCAACGGUGAUUUGUUUGAUCUCGCAGAGCUCAGUGGCUUGUACAUACAGAAUGAGAUGGCCAGAAGCGGGCUGAGCGCUUUCGAUGUGAUCAAAGAGGGUGUUUCCCAUAAACGACAGGUUGCUAUGGUCUCCCGAAAGGUCUCCGGGGGGUUUGAGGAUACCGCUGGUAUUGGGGCUCCAGAGAAUAUCACCACAGAUAUCACGAGGAUUGUCAGCCAUGAGACGACCGAAGCUGCGGAUUUGGUCCACUUGACAAAAAAUGAAUUCUUCUGGGAUACCAACGCUAAGCUUACUGAAUUGAAAGUGGAGGCAGGGGAAUUAGAUUUGGAUAUGCGCUUGCUCUGUGCCAUGGAGAGGGAAUUAGCCAUAGCCCCUAACUUCACAAAGUACUUCCACGAAGCGCCGAUAAGUGGGAAGCCAGGGGGAGGCCAUCACUUUGACUGGAGGUUCUUCAAGAGCGCCCAGCUCUCGGACUACGAACGCCAGGCCGCGCUUCACCGUAUGACCCGUGCGUGGUUGCGGUUUGUGGAGACGGCUGGCUUAAGGUCGUGGCUUGCGCACGGAACGCUUUUGGGGUGGUACUGGAACGGCCUCAACAUGCCCUGGGACGGCGACGUUGAUGUUCAGAUUACGAUGGAAUCGUUGUACAAGUUGGCAAGGGAGUACAACCAGACAUUGGUGGUGGACUACACCUCCACCAAGGGCGAAGACAGCACUAUGGCUCUGAAUGCUGCGGUUGGAUCAUAUUUGAUCGAUGUAGGCCCUAGCUUCUUCUCUCGGCUUAGGACCAACGGGGAAAAUACGAUCGAUGCCCGGUUUAUCGACACCGCUACAGGGCUUUACGUUGACAUCACGGCGCUAGCGUUUACGGACGCCUCACAGCCUGACGGUGCCAUGACAAAAGCGAACCGACGCGAGUUGAAUGCUUUACUCGACGAAAACUUCAGCGGCCGCGAAGCGACGCUCAGAAACGACCCCGCUUACCAGAACCGGUUGAGCUCUGUGCAUUCCGAAUUAUUUUCGAGACAAGAGUUGUUCAACUGCCGGAACAACCAUUUCUACGCGUUAAGCGAGUUAAGCCCGUUGGUGCCUACGCUAUUCGAGGGCGUUCGAUCGGUGAUUCCUCGCCAGUUUGAACCAAUGUUGAAGCGAGAGUACAAACGGGGCCUCACAAACUUGGAGUUUGAUGAAUACCAAUUCAAGCCUGUGUAUCGGCUCUGGAUACCCAAAACCGUCUGCCCCAAUGAUAGAACCGGUGGAGAGGAAUGCGGCAAACGAAUUGCGUCGAGAAGGACCAACCGAGAUACCAAGGUUGAGUUGAUGAUUACCGGUGCCUACGUCGAGAAUCACUACCGUGAGAAAGAGAUUAUGCGGAUGAAACAGUCUUUUGUGGGGUACCGCAAGGUGGAUGAGUUUCCCUGUUUUAGGGUCGAUCCGUGGGUCAUCAAACGCACGAAAAAGGCGAUAGAAUUGUUAGAUAAAGGCUAGAUGUUUCCGCAUUUAAGAGGUUUGCUAGCUUGUCAAUAUAUCCAUGAACAGAUCACCGUAAUUAUUUUAUGAUAGGGCUGAAACUUUGGGUAGGCCCCAAUUGAUUUCCUCUCUUCACAGUGGAUUGCAACACUGGCGGAAGUGUACUUCAGGCCAUUUGACGACACGACUAAACUUGCACAGCCCUAAGCAUGUACAUCAACACUAAAUAAAAAGUAAUUCACCGAG
Babjeviella inositovora NRRL Y-12698 is the source of this 2799-nucleotide messenger RNA. RefSeq lists its product as uncharacterized. The transcript has a single exon. The record is from RefSeq and is a predicted model, not a curated record. Bases 241 to 2571 code for a protein of 776 amino acids. Lineage: Eukaryota; Fungi; Ascomycota; Pichiomycetes; Serinales.